This is a messenger RNA of Mercenaria mercenaria, 881 nucleotides long. RefSeq lists its product as uncharacterized. Gene Ontology annotation, molecular function: protein kinase activity; ATP binding. The record is from RefSeq and is a predicted model, not a curated record. Gene Ontology annotation, biological process: protein phosphorylation. The annotation marks the transcript as partial. Lineage: Eukaryota; Metazoa; Mollusca; Bivalvia; Venerida; Veneridae. The transcript is spliced from 6 exons.
GGCCUAUUACUUCCUUUCACCUUACUUGGAAAAUGGAGAUCUCUUUCAUGCAAUCCAGGAAGACAUGAAACCAAACGAUGGGAAUUCUGUUGUUCUAGAUGUUGAAACGAGACUAAGAAUUCUUUUUCAUGUUGCCUCAGCUAUAGAUUUUCUACACACACCUGUGAAAGGUUUCAGAGAGAUUAUUCUACAUAUGGAUAUUAAAACACAGAACAUUGUACUCGACAAGUAUUACAAUGCUAGGCUGAUAGAUUUUGGUUUAGCAAGAGAAAUGAGAGAGGGUGAGCAACAUAUUUAUACAACUACAAAGGAGCUUGCGCAUACAGAGGGGUAUUAUCGCACCAUGAAAGGACAAAAAUUGACAAGACAUGCAGACUACUUCAAUUUUGGAGUAGUCAUUCGAGAACUGUUAACAGGGAUUCCUUUCUAUGUUGAAGGAAAAAAAGAACAUCAACAGCUGAAAAAAAUGAAUGAAUUAAUCAUUUCGAUGGCAAUGAUGGAAAUGUGGACACCUAAAAAGAAACCAACAAAAGAGGCAGAACAACUUAACAAACUUAGUAGUACAUGCAUUCGCGAUGAAGAUGGAGUUUCAUCAAAUUACGUUUUGAGUGUAAUAGAGAGUAUUGUUAGAAGUAGCAAUGUGGACAAAUGGACUCCUUGUGAGAUAACACAGGAUAAGACAAAGGAUUCCACUAAGGACACCACCAAGGACAAACAUAGAUGUGAAAUGUGUUUAGUCUAUCCAGAAGUUGAAGACAAAGUUUUGGACCACGCUGCCAGUUGCAAAAGCAAUAUAAAGGUGUGUGUAGCAUGUAUGAGGAAUGCCUACCUCAAUCCCAUUAAAUGCCACUCUUGUGAUGAACAAAUUAGAACGAUUAUUG